This is a messenger RNA of Diaporthe citri, 2049 nucleotides long. RefSeq lists its product as uncharacterized. Gene Ontology annotation, cellular component: SAGA complex. Gene Ontology annotation, molecular function: transcription coactivator activity. The record is from RefSeq and is a predicted model, not a curated record. The coding region runs from base 1 to 2049 and encodes 682 amino acids. NCBI's taxonomy places the organism in Eukaryota, Fungi, Ascomycota, Sordariomycetes, Diaporthales, Diaporthaceae. Gene Ontology annotation, biological process: regulation of transcription by RNA polymerase II. The transcript has 2 exons.
AUGCCUCCUGCAUCAAGCCAGAAGGGCACCGGCAAGAAGGGCGCCGGUGCCAUCGCCCGCCAGAGGAGCCGUAACACCACGCCCAGCUCCGUCCCGCCGCCCGCCUCCCUCCCCCCGAUUGACGUCAAGCAGACCGAGUACCUCGACCUCAACUACGACUCCUUCCGCAACCUCACCUACGAGGAUGUCGUCGACCAGAAUGCCAUCUCGUCGGGCAUGCCCGAGUCCAAGAAUCUCGAUGGCAUGAUGACCCGCCUGCAGCGCCUCCAGGAGACCCUCGAGCGACGUCAUAACUUCUGCGACCGUGGCAUGAGGCUGCUCGUGCCUCUCCUCAGGGCCAGGCUGGACGACGAGCGGUCCAGGGAGGAGGAGCGCCUGCGCAGGGAGGCCGCAGAGGACGACGAGCGCGCCCGCAAGGCCAACAAGGCAAACAAGGCAAACAAGAAGAAGAGGAAGGCCGCCGACUCGCUUGCGCCCCACGAUACCAACCUGGAACGGUCAUCCCCACUGCGCGAUUCCAACAAACCCAGGAAACUGUCACGCGACAACGACUCCACCUCCUCUUCCCUGUCCCCCGUUGCUCCUGCUACCCCCGGCGGCGGCGCCAUGGAUGUCGACGACAAGGAAAAGUCCAAGAAGAAGGUCAAGGCCAAGGCCAAGAAGGAGCAAGAGUCGUCUGAUGAUUCCGAUUCCAGCUCUGACGACGAGGGUGCCCCGCCCCCCAAGGCAAUACCACAGAGCAACAUGUUUGGAGACGACCCCUCGACCUUCCCAGACCCCACCGUGUACGAGGUCACCAAGGUUGACUGGAAGAACAUGGUGGACGAGGAAAUCAGGGAGGCAACAUCUGUCGCGACCUACCCCAGAACCGAUCUGGCCGAUCAGAUUGCCGGCGUCCCACCAGACAAGGACUACAGUGUCGCCAAACCCACCAACCAGAUAUCCUUCUCCACAUUCUCAACCUACGUUGAGCCAUACUUCAGGCCUUUCACCGAGGAAGACCUCGCAUUCCUGCGCGAGCGCGGCGACCGCGUGACCCCCUUUGUGAUCCCCAAGCGGGGGAAAAAACACUACACGCAGAUCUGGGCAGAGGAGGACGACCACAUGGCCAUUGACCUGCCCGAGAAACCUCAGCCAAACGCACCCCGCGGGAGUAUCGAGCACAUGACGGAUGAUAUUGCUGAGUCCGACAAGCUAUCAGUCGGGCCGUUGCUCUCGCGCCUGAUGCAGGCCAUGAGGCCCGAACGGCGGGCCGUCGCCAGUGAAGAUGGCAAACUCAUCACCAACGGCGUCAACGGCGAGGCCGGCAGUAGUAUGGACCUGUCCAUGAAUGGCAUCGACAGCGUCGAUACCGCGGCCCCGCCCGUCUUGCAACCCAACGGCCAGCCAUCUGAGCGGGAGCUCUCGCCCGCGGCUCACAUGCCCGAAUCCAACUCCGAGCACUGGAAGAAGGCCACCCACCCCAAACUGGACUAUAACCAGGUUGACGAGCGCAUCAAGCAGGAGCUUCGACAUAUUGGCUUUCUGCCCGCGCCCGCAGAUGAAUCGGAACAACCACAACCUGAAGAUGCCCGGGCUGAUUACGAUGGCGCCUACGACGACGAAGUCGCUGGCCGGCUGCGGCUCCUGCAGAGCCGUCUCCGCGAGCAGAUGCUCAUCAACGGUGCCCGCAAGGCGAAACUCUCGGACCUUGUUCGUGAGCGUAUGGCUCAUCAGGAGUACCAGACCAUCCUCGAGGACCUCGACAGCCAGGUGCAGGCAGCAUACCUGAAGCGGACGCGCACCAUGGGCAAGACCAAGAAGAAGUCAAGGCCGGGCGCCGCUGUGCAGGCCGCCUCAGGGGUGGCCAGGCCGGGCAUCGGUGAUCUCACCAAGACGCUGAUGGAACGCCGGCGGAGAUGGAUCGAGAGCAUUGGCACCGUCUUUGAUGGCGAGAACCUAGGCAAGGUGCCGCGGGCGAGCGAGCCCGGCAGCUCCAUCUUCAAACAGCCCGAGAUCGCCGAGUUCAUCAAGAGGGAGAACCAGAGGUGGGAUGAGGAUGACGAGUAA